AUGAGCUUCACGAUUCAAGUCCUCGUCGGGGCAUUUAUUGUGCUACCAGUUGCUACGUUACUAUAUUCGGUAUUGCACUACUUUAUCGAUACCCAUCAUCUUCGCCGGUUCCCUUCGCCGUCACUGGCGGCUGCAUUCUCACCUUUGUGGAUGAUCUGGCAUAAUGCCUAUGGCAAAAAAUAUCUAGCUCCUGACAUGGCGCACCAAAAACUCGGCCCGGUUCUUCGAGUUGGUCCUAAAACGCUCUCAUUCUCGGGCCCUGAAGCAUAUAAAGAUAUAUAUGGCCAUGGUUCUUCGAUUCUGAAGGACAUCUUCUACGAUAAUUUAGCAAACGGCAAUCCGCCCAUGGGUGAUGCGACAAAUCGACAGUUGCAUUCAAUCAAACGGAAGAAUCUGUCGAGUAUUUUUUCGGCAAAAAAUAUUCUGAGUAUGGAACCUCAAGUGACAAGCUCGGUGGAAGAGCUACUUGCAGCAAUCCGCAUCAAAUUGAACGGGGGAGCUUUAUCAAACAAGGACAAUCACGUGGUUCUAGAGGGCGUCUUUGACAUACAACCUUGGUUGAACAUGUUUUCGUACGAUGUCAUCUCUAAAUUGCUAUGGUCUUCGUCAUAUGGAUUUCUCAAGUGUGGGAGCGACGAAUAUGACAUUGAUUUCUUCUCCUUCUUUCCAACACAAAAGACGAAGAAAUCCCCCAUUCCUAUGGAGUUACCCGAGCUUAUAGCAGAGUGCGGCACUUUUCUCAAUGCAGGCAAGUGA
Trichoderma virens Gv29-8 is the source of this 756-nucleotide messenger RNA. RefSeq lists its product as uncharacterized. Bases 1 to 756 code for a protein of 251 amino acids. The record is from RefSeq and is a predicted model, not a curated record. Gene Ontology annotation, molecular function: monooxygenase activity; oxidoreductase activity, acting on paired donors, with incorporation or reduction of molecular oxygen; iron ion binding. The transcript has 3 exons. Lineage: Eukaryota; Fungi; Ascomycota; Sordariomycetes; Hypocreales; Hypocreaceae.